Molecule: messenger RNA, 4271 nt
Organism: Taeniopygia guttata (zebra finch)
Lineage: Eukaryota; Metazoa; Chordata; Aves; Passeriformes; Estrildidae
Gene: SMC2
Product: structural maintenance of chromosomes 2
Biological process (GO): chromosome organization
Cellular component (GO): chromosome
Molecular function (GO): ATP hydrolysis activity; ATP binding; protein binding
Source: RefSeq, a predicted model, not a curated record
GUCGGCGCCAAAAUUUGAUCCUGGCGGCCAGCGAGGAGCGGGUGCGGAUGAGCGAGUGAGACUCUGGCAUCGAGGCACGACCCUGGACGGGGGAUUAUAAUCCGGAUACCUUUCUCAGUGCUUCUCAGAGGAAUACUUUGCCUGGAAUACCUAUUAAGAGCGUUGGGAAGAUGUACAUUAAGUCAAUUGUUCUUGAAGGUUUUAAAUCCUAUGCUCAGAGGACGGAAAUUAGUAACUUUGACCCGUUAUUCAAUGCCAUUACUGGCUUGAAUGGUAGUGGCAAAUCCAAUAUCUUGGACUCCAUCUGUUUUGUGCUGGGAAUCAGCAAUCUGUCACAGGUGCGAGCUUCCAACUUGCAUGAUCUAAUUUACAAGAGUGGGCAAGCUGGAAUUACAAAAGCAACCGUGUCUAUUAACUUUGAUAAUUCAAACAAAAGUCAAAGUCCACUGGGGUUUGAAGCUAAUGAUGAGAUCACUGUGACUAGGCAGGUUGUUGUAGGAGGUAAAAGUAAGUAUCUUAUCAAUGGUGUGAAUGCUGCCAACAGUCGUGUGCAGGAUCUCUUCUGUUCUAUUGGACUCAAUGUCAAUAAUCCUCAUUUCCUCAUUAUGCAGGGAAAAAUUACCAAAGUUUUAAAUAUGAAGCCACCAGAGAUUUUAGCUAUGAUUGAAGAAGCAGCUGGAACUAGGAUGUACGAGAGCAAGAAAAUAUCUGCCCAGAAAACCAUAGAGAAGAAGGAACUCAAACUGGAAAACAUUCAAACGGUCUUAAACGAGGAGAUAGGUCCAACUUUAAAGAAACUGAAAGAGAAACGAGCAUUCUAUCUAGAAUACCAAAAAGUAGUACGAGAAAUAGAACAUUUAAGCCGUUUUUGUGUAGCUUAUCAGUUUGUUCUGGCUGAAGAAACAAAGGUAUCCUCCACUGGUAUGCUAAAGGAAAUGCAAUCUAAUGUAGAGAAGUUUAAGGAAUCAAGAGCUGAAAUUGAACAGAAGGUAAAACAGCUUAAUGAACGCAUAGCAGAGAUGGAAAAGGAAAAGGAUAAGGAAGUUGGUGGUAAACUCCAAGAACUAGAAGCUGCUCUUUCAGGAAAUCAAAGAGUUAAUGCAAAAGCACAAAGUGCUCUUGAUCUCAAGAAGCAAAACUUAAAAGGUGAAGAGGUUAAGUAUAAGGAAUUGGUAACACGUAUGCAGAAGGAUUCUAAAGCAUUAGUGUCAAAGGAGAAAGAAGUAAAGAAUCUAGAGAAAGAACUAAAUGUUUUACUGGAAGAAAGUGAAAAAGAUGCACAUGCUUUAGUUGCAGCACAACAGCAUUUUAAUGCUGUAUCUGCUGGCCUGUCCAGCAAUAGGGAUGGUGAAGAAGCUACUCUUUCAGAACAGAUGAUGAUCUGCAAAAAUGAAAUUAGCCAAGCAGUAAUAGAGGCUAAACAGGCGCAAAUGAAAUUGAAUUAUGCACAAAAAGAAUUAAAGGCAAAAGAAGCUGAAGUUAAAAAGAUGGAUGAAGGCUACAAGAAAGACCGAAACACAUUUGAAGCUGUUGAAAAAAUGAAAAGAACCCUAGAGAAGCAAAUACAGGAGCUGAACUACUCAGAAGAAAAAAGGGAAGAAGCCCUCCUGGCAAAAAAGAAGGCAUUGAUUUCUGAUAUCAGUCAGCUAAGAGAAUUGAGUGAAAAAUUAAUGUCAAGACUUCCUCAUCUACAGUUUACAUACAAACAUCCAGAAAAAAGAUGGAAUCCAAACCAGGUGAAAGGCCUUGUUGCGUUUCUUAUCACUGUGAAACUUCCAUCCAAUGCCAAAGCCCUGGAAGCGGUGGCUGGAGGGAAACUCUAUAACCUUGUUGUGGACACAGAAGUUACUGGCAAAAAGCUGUUAGAGAAGGGUGAACUAAAGCGUCGAUACACCAUCAUUCCCUUAAACAAAAUUUCAGCCAGGUGUCUUCAAGAAAACAUAGUCAAGUUGGCCCAAAGCCUGGCUGGACGUACUAGCUUGUAUUUAGCCCUUUCUCUAAUUGGGUACAAAUCUGAACUGCAAAAAGCAAUGGAAUAUGUCUUUGGAACAACAUUGGUCUGUAAUAACAUGGAUAGUGCUAAGAAAGUGACUUUCGACAAAAGGAUAAUGACAAGAAGUGUUACUCUUGAUGGAGAGGUGUUUGAUCCCCAAGGAACUCUGCAUGGAGGUGCAUCCUUACAGGCUGGAUCAAUAUUGUCUAAACUUCAAGAAGUGAAAGAUGUUCAAACAGAACUCCAGGAAAAGGAAUCUGAACUUGAAGCGGUAGAGAAUGAGUUGGCAACCUUGAAGACGGUUGCUGAAAGGUAUCAGCAGCUGAAGCAGCAAUGGGAGAUGAAGUCUGAGGAAGCAGAGCUUCUGCACAAGAAGCUUUGUCAAAGUGCUUACCACAAACAAGAGGAAGAGCUGAUUGCCCUGAAGAAAACUAUUGCAUCUUGUGAAGAGACAAUAAACAAAACCGAAGAGAGCAAAAAGAAAGCAGAAAAAAAAUACAAGGAAUUGGAGAAUAAAAUUAAAAACGCAGAAGCAGAAUAUCUAAAAGAGCGGAAAAAUGCAGAGCAGAAACUAGACAAUGCCAAGAAAAAGGCAGACACUUCAAGCAAAAAAAUUAAAGACAUGCAGCAGGAAGUGAAAGCUUUAGUUCUGGAGCUUGAAGAGCUGAAACAAGAGCAGGCCUCCUAUAAACUACAGAUAACAGCUGUAGAGGAAGCAAUCAAAUCCUACCAGGAUCAAGUUGAUGCUCUGGUGGCUGAAGUGGCUAAAACAGAGGAAUCUGUAGAGAAAGCACAGAAGGAGCUUACCAAGCAAAAGGAAGUAAUUGCAUUACAUGAUAAUGCAAUUAAAGACAAAUCUGCAGAGAUGGUAAAAUACAGAGAACAAAACAAUGAAUUACACCUUAAGGUUAAAGAAUUAGAACACAGCAUCACCAAAUGUCAACAAGAGGCUGCUGAUGCUGAUGCCAAGGUGGCCAAAAUGCUGAAAGAAUAUAAGUGGAUAGCUUCAGACAAACCACUCUUUGGCCAGCCAAACACAGCCUAUGAUUUCAAAAGUUGCAACCCUAAAGAAGCAAGUCAGAAGCUGCAGAAAUUGCAGGAGCAUAAAGAGAAGAUGGGAAAGAAUGUGAACACCACAGUUAUGAACUUGAUUUCUGAUGCAGAGGAAAAGUACAAUGACUUAAUGAAGAAAAAAAGAAUUGUAGAGAAUGACAAGUUAAAAAUUCUUGCAGUUAUUGAAGAGCUUGACCAGAAGAAAAAACAAGCUUUAGAUAUUGCUUGGAAAAAGGUCAAUGAAGAUUUUAGUUCCAUUUUCUCAACACUCCUACCUGGAGCCAGAGCUAUGCUAGCACCCUCUAAAAGUCACAAUGUCAUUGUUGGUAUGGAGUUCAGAGUUGGCUUAGGAAAGAUCUGGAAGGAAAACUUAACAGAACUUAGUGGAGGACAAAGAUCAUUGGUGGCCUUAUCCUUGAUAUUAGCCAUGCUCCUCUUCAAGCCUGCCCCAGUUUACAUCUUGGAUGAAGUGGAUGCAGCUCUUGAUCUCUCUCAUACCCAGAAUAUUGGGCAGAUGCUUCAAACUCAUUUCAGACGCUCCCAGUUUAUUGUGGUGUCUUUGAAAGAUGGAAUGUUCAACAAUGCAAAUGUCCUCUACAAGACCAGGUUUGUGGAUGGUGUAUCCACUAUUGCAAGAUACAGUCAGAUCAAAAACGAGAGAAAAAAAGAGCGCCGACGAGAAAGUGCCAAAAAAAGAAAAAUUACGGAGAAUGGUGAGCUGAGUGACAUAGGACCUGCAAAGAUGCGCAUCCCUAUUCUUGCACAAGUCUAGUAACAAUUUAAAUGGUCCUUGUUGCUUCCUAAUGUUUUUAUAAUAUGUUUUGAUGUUUUAGUUCAUAUCUGCAUUUUAUUAAGAAUUGAAAUUCAUACAAAGUAGUCUUUAAUAACCUGUUCUAUUAAGUAAGCUGGACAAUUUUGAUCUUUAUGGUGUGACACAAGUCAUGUCAUUCCUCUCUAACAUUUACACAUAAAUGUAUAUAAGCAGUAGCUUUCAGUAAACUUAUAGCCUUUAGAUGAGGAAAAGCUGAUUCAACUACCAGUGUUCUAUUCAGAAGACCUAUUGCCAAGUAUAGUAACAGUCUUCCUUGCCUGUUGUCAAAUUCCACAGAAAAGUGUCACUGAUAAUUUUUGUUAAGGAGCAAAGCAAUCCUCAACAACUAACUACUGCAAUUUUUUUACAAUUUUUCACCUGUUGUUUUUCCAAGAUAAAAUAUGAUAUACAGUA